CUGUCAAUGGUCAGAAUGGUCACACACUCCCAGAGAGAAAGCAGGUGGGGAACCAAAUCUAACGAACCCCCACGCGUCGAGAAUUUAUAAGAUACCUUUUGGGAUGUUCAACACAUCUCAGGCGCCUCCGACAAAGCAGCGCCAAACCGAUACGAGCGGCGAAGAAAUCCGGGGGGAGAUACCGAAAGCGAAAUUACACAAAAAAUAUUUGGAAUUUAAUUAAAUUUUUGAAAAGAAUAAUUCGUUGAAAAGAUUUCAAAUUUAAUUAAUUUUCAAAUUGGGUGCUACCUUUUGCUGGUUGAAGUGGAAUUGGACGCUUGAAUUCAGCUGGGGCCUAUAAAAAGGAGGGAUACGCUGGCAGUUACUGAUAUCUCGGAAGCAGAGGAGGAGGCGGAGCCAGCGGAGGAGGACGGGGAAGAGCAGAUAACCAUCACCGAGUGGCUCCUGGCGGGGCAAGGACAUCCUCAAGAGUCGACUAUGGAUUCUACUAGUGAAGCUCAUUCCGGUUCUAGGAAGGUUCAUGAUGAAGAAAGUACCGAAAUCCCAGAAACCGCUCAUCAGAUUAGCACAGAUUCAUGGUUUCAAGUGGGAUUCGUCCUCACCACCGGUAUCAACAGUGCGUAUGUUCUGGGAUACUCAGGAAAUGUCAUGAUUCCUCUUGGUUGGACCGGCGGUGUGAUCGGUUUAAUUCUAGCCACUGCAAUAUCACUCUAUGCAAAUGCUCUCAUUGCCAAGCUCCAUGAGUAUGGAGGGGUUAGGCACAUCAGAUACAGGGACCUUGCUGGAUUUAUAUAUGGCAAGAAAGCUUACUCUCUGACAUGGGGAUUGCAAUAUGUCAAUCUCUUCAUGAUUAACACUGGUUUUAUCAUCUUGGCUGGUCAGGCACUCAAGGCUGUGUAUGUUCUGUUUAGGGAUGACCAUACCAUGAAGCUACCACAUUUUAUUGCCAUUUCUGGCUUUGUGUGCGCUGUAUUUGCCAUAAGUAUACCGCACUUGUCAGCUCUGAGGAUUUGGCUGGGGUUUUCAACAGUCUUCAGCUUGAUGUAUAUUGUUAUAGCAAUCGUUCUGUCACUUAAAGAUGGACUUAAAGCACCGUCCAGGGAUUAUGACAUCCCAGGGUCAUCAACAAGCAGAAUAUUUACCACAAUCGGAGCGGCUGCUAGCCUUGUUUUUGCAUUCAACACGGGAAUGCUACCAGAGAUACAGGCUACAGUGAGGAAGCCAGUGGUUGACAACAUGAUGAAGGCUCUGUACUUUCAGUUCACCGCCGGUGUUUUGCCGUUGUAUGCCGUCUGUUUUAUAGGUUAUUGGGCAUAUGGAAAUAACACAUCAUCUUAUCUGCUCAACAACGUCAACGGACCGGUCUGGGUGAAGGCGAUGGCCAAUUUUGCUGCGUUCCUGCAAACAGUCAUUGCCCUGCAUAUAUUUGCAAGUCCAAUGUACGAAUAUCUGGAUACAAAGUUCGGCAUCAAAGGAAGUCCACUGAAAAUUCAGAACUUGACAUUCAGAAUCACCGUUCGAGGCGGCUACUUGGCGAUUAACACGCUGGUUUCGGCUCUGCUGCCGUUCCUCGGAGAUUUCAUGAGCCUCACAGGAGCCAUAAGCACAUUCCCCCUCACAUUUAUUCUUGCAAACCACAUGUAUUUGGUGGCAAAGAAGGAGAAGCUGACUUCUGCACAGAAGUGCUGGCAUUGGCUGAAUGUCGGCUUCUUCGGCCUUUUGGCUGUUGCAGCUUUGAUUUCAGCCUUGAGGCUCAUAGCCGUAGACUCCAAAACUUACCACGUAUUUGCUGAUCUAUGAAUAAUUUUCUUCCUCCCCCUCCCCCUUUUCUUUUUUUUUUGCCAUUUGAUCCCACAAUUGUAUUUAAUUUGCUAUUGGCAUUUAGUUACGUCUUUUGUUCUUCAA
Messenger RNA from Pyrus x bretschneideri (Chinese white pear), 1905 nucleotides. RefSeq names its product proline transporter 1. The record is from RefSeq and is a predicted model, not a curated record. Lineage: Eukaryota; Viridiplantae; Streptophyta; Magnoliopsida; Rosales; Rosaceae. The coding region runs from base 478 to 1800 and encodes 440 amino acids. The transcript is spliced from 7 exons. Gene Ontology annotation, cellular component: plasma membrane.